Molecule: messenger RNA, 885 nt
Organism: Gossypium arboreum
Lineage: Eukaryota; Viridiplantae; Streptophyta; Magnoliopsida; Malvales; Malvaceae
Product: cellulose synthase-like protein E1
Exons: 2
Coding region: 152-841 (229 amino acids)
Biological process (GO): plant-type primary cell wall biogenesis; cellulose biosynthetic process
Cellular component (GO): plasma membrane; trans-Golgi network
Molecular function (GO): mannan synthase activity; cellulose synthase (UDP-forming) activity
Source: RefSeq, a predicted model, not a curated record
AUCAGUGUAUCUUUAUCCCAAAAGGCCACAAUUUUUAGGGACAGCCACCACAAAUUUUAAUGAAGCAUCAAUUCAAUGGACAAGAUGGGUAUCCGGCCUUACUAGUGUUGCUAUUUCUAGGUUUUGCCCUCUCAUUUGUGGGCCUCUAAAGAUGUCUUUGGUUCAUCUUAUGUGCUAUUUAGAAGCUGCAUGUAUGCCUCUUCUUUGUUGCCUCUCUGUUUGGGGUUUUGCUCUUAUACCUCAACUUUGUCUCUUCAAUGGCAUCCCUUUAUACCCAAAGAUUUCGGACUCGAACUUCAUCGUAUUUUCGAUAAUUUUCAUAUCCGCUAUUUCAAAAAGCUUAUAUGAAGUCGUUUCAUUCGGUGAUCAAUUUAAGGUAUGGAAAAAUGAAUGGAGAAUAUGGAUGGUGAAAUCCGUAACAUGUUAUACUUACGGAAGCUUGGAUGCUAUUUUGAAUAAGCUUGGCAUAAAGGAAGCUAGCUUUUUGCCAACCAAUAAAGUAACAGAUGAUGAACAAGUUAAGCUAUACGAGAUGGGUAUUUUUGAUUUUCGUGCAGCCACCAUGUUUCUUGCUCCAUUGGUUACAGUUAUUCUCGUAAACUUUGUAGCAUUUGCUGGAGCUGUUGUCAAAGCUUUGGUUAUGGAUGAUAAUGGAGAUCGGUACUGGGAAAAGAUGUUCAGCCAAAUGUUUCUUUCGUUUUACAUAUUGGUUUCGAAUUAUGCAAUUAUUGAAGGGAUGAUUAUAAGGAAAGAUAAGUCUAGUAUUCCACUAUCUGCUACUUUGCGGUCUGUUGUAUUUUCAGUAUUUAUCUUGUUGAUUGGCUCUGUCAUUUUGUGUUAAAUUCUGACAUUGGAAAAAUAAAAAACCUUUAUUAAGAUUUCUAA